Debaryomyces hansenii CBS767 is the source of this 1155-nucleotide messenger RNA. RefSeq names its product Lac1p (gene LAC1). Lineage: Eukaryota; Fungi; Ascomycota; Pichiomycetes; Serinales; Debaryomycetaceae. Gene Ontology annotation, cellular component: membrane. Gene Ontology annotation, biological process: ceramide biosynthetic process. The transcript has a single exon. The record is from RefSeq and is a predicted model, not a curated record. The coding region runs from base 1 to 1155 and encodes 384 amino acids. Gene Ontology annotation, molecular function: sphingosine N-acyltransferase activity.
AUGUCUUCAUCAUCUCAGACUAAACCAGUUGACACAUCACCAAUUAUCAAGAAACACAAUGAAAAAUAUCAUAAUUCAUAUUUAGCUAUGGUCGAGAGGAACCAAAUACCGUUGUCUCGAGCGCUUUUAUGUGGUAUACACCUAUUUAACUAUAUCUUUCCAGGAGGGUUUGCAUCGAAAUUUAUUCGCUUACAGCACCGAACAGGUACUUCGUACAGUGGGAGUGCAUUGUACGAUAUUGGGAUCGACGACGGGUAUUAUAUUGUUCACUGGGUUAUAUUGCUAACGUUUCUUAGAUCGUUUCUCAUGCAGUGGUGCUUUGAACCAUUUGCCUCAUACUUCUGUAAUAUUCAUUCUAGAAAGGCUAAGGUGAGAUUUUCCGAACAAAGUUGGUCGUUUGUAUACUAUUCAUUUUCUUUCACAUAUGGUGCUUAUUUAUAUUACAACUCGUCAUACUGGCUCAAUUUCGAUCAGAUUUUCGCAAACUGGCCGCAUUAUCAACUAGGGUCGUUAUUCAAGAAAUACUACCUCAUUUCUAUGGGAUUCUGGUUGCAGCAGAUUUUCGUGUUGAAUAUUGAAGAAAGAAGAAAGGAUCAUUUCCAGAUGUUCAGUCACCAUAUAAUUACGUGUUUGUUGCUCACUGGGUCAUAUUACUAUUAUUAUAAUAGAAUCGGUCAUUUAAUCUUGAUGAUUAUGGAUUCAGUAGACAUAUUCUUAGCAGCUGCGAAACUUUUGAAAUAUUCGGGUUACAACAAUGCCUGUGACUAUAUGUUUGUUUUCUUCAUGGUUUCGUGGGUAGUGUUGAGGCAUGGCCUUUACAAUUAUUUAUUCUACCAGAGUUGGCAUAAUGCAUCGAGUUUAAUGAGCAAUUCAGAAUGUAUUCCAGGUCAGUUUCAAAAAAGAUGCUGGACGCCGACAAUUCUUAAUAGUUUCUUUUUUUUGUUAGGUGGUUUGCAGGUAAUCACAAUGAUCUGGAUGUACCUUAUUUCGAAGGUUGCCUACAAAGUUAUUCUGGGGAAAGGAGCAGAAGACGUUAGAAGUGAUGAAGACGAUCUGGACUACGAAGAAGAUAGUAAUAUAGCGCCUGAUGGCCACCAUUCUUCGAAUAAGAGAAGAGACUAUCCUAAUAUCGGAAGUGACAUUAAUAUAAAGUAA